This is a messenger RNA of Myxocyprinus asiaticus (Chinese sucker), 2416 nucleotides long. Its product is annotated as early activation antigen CD69-like. The transcript is spliced from 7 exons. Lineage: Eukaryota; Metazoa; Chordata; Actinopteri; Cypriniformes; Catostomidae. The record is from RefSeq and is a predicted model, not a curated record. Bases 188 to 1024 code for a protein of 278 amino acids.
AUGUGGGAAGUCUUUCAGCUAUUGCUGGUUGUUAUUCUUCAUAGAAUCAUAGUUGUGUUUAGACAACAGCAGAUUUGUAGUACUUUGUAUUCAGUUUGGUUCUAUCAAAAAGUUUGUAGAACUUAAAGGGACACUGAUAAAUUAGUCAGGAAACCGAAACUCUGGAGAAUUGGCUGUAAGAAAAGUCAUGGAGAGCAAGAAGACAGAAGUAGAAGUGGAAUUGGAGAAGAUCACCAAGGCUGAGGACAAAGAGGAGAAGGAAAGGCAGGUGACAAAAGCUACAUCUUCUAAAACUGAAGAGGAGGUUGUAGGGAAAGGGAAUGUAUACUCUACUCUAAGCAUCCCAUCUGAGCAUGUCUAUAGUGUUCCAUCUUCAACUCGACCUUCUUGUACAGUCAAUAAAGACACAUCACCAGAUAUUCACAGGAAGGUUCGUGUUUACCGCAUCAUUUCAGUGGUUCUCUUUGUCAUCUGCAUCCUGUUGAUGAUUGUGGUCCUUGUACUGUUUGUGAAGUUGAAUGGAAAGCAGCCAUGUGAGAUUGUUCAAGACAUUGACAGGACUCCACUGGUCCAGGAAUGUACCUUGAAGAAAUGCCAUGGGUUACACGAACAGCAAUUGGUCGCUGACAGCAAUCAGUGUGUGUGCAGUGAUUGUGGCAGGGACUGGCUGCAGUUCGAGAAUUCUUGUUAUUUCCUGUCCCAAGACCGUCUUUCCUGGCAGAAAAGCAGGGAGGAGUGCCAGAGGAAGGGAGGAGAUCUUGCCAUCAUUACUAAUGAACAUGUGCAGGGGUAUCUGACUGAGAAAGGGAAGUUGCAUUACUGGAUUGGGCUAAAACGUGUGGGGACAAAUCAGUGGGAAUGGAUUAACAACAAUGUAUUGACAGUGAGAUAUUGGGGAGAUAAUUCCUCCAGUGGGGACUGUGCUCUCAUAGCUACAGAUGAACCACUUGAACGGAACUGGUACGCAGACUCCUGCAGAAUAUACUCACAGUACAUCUGUCAGAAGAGCUUAAGAUCUGCUUAGCAUGUUACACUAGUUCGAAAUCGAAAUCGAAAUUACCUACAUAUCAGGACAUCAGAACUCAACUCUUAUACAAUCAUUAAUCCUUUUCUCUAAAAAAGUCCAGUCAAAUGUAAUGAGAAUUUCACCAUCAACAUACAUUGCACAGCUUUUUUGUAUUGACCUGUUUCAGUGACGUCACUUUUUCCCCGCAACCGCCAUAUUUGUGACCAUCAGUGGGUCAAAACAACGGCGGUGAAUGGAAAAACCCAUAAAAUAAUAACAAGAAAAACCUAAAAAAACCCGCUUUUGAUCCAUGCAAAGUCCCAGGAGAGGUGUAUACAGGUCUGAAGUCAGCACAAAUAUUUCCAAAUUUGACUUUAGCGGACAUUUAAACGUAUUUUAACCACAAUUCAUCUCCGUACAAUGGCGAGUCUGAUGUGUGACCGGCGAGUGCACGUCUACCGGUACAUCACCGUAAACAUUUAUCAUUCAGAACAGAAAUGUUUGUGUUGUUUUCUGCUCUGAUUUGGUCAAAAUAUUACAAAACGUCUGUGAUGAUCCCGUUUGUAUGAAUGUAAGAGCUGCUUUUAACUCCUGAAGAAUACACAGAAAGCAACCGAGGCAUAUUAGUGUGAAUAUAGUCUGUGCUUCAUGAUCUUAUGAUGUGUUGUUUAUUGACUAACAUUAGUAUAUACAUUAUAUACUAUAUAUUCACAUUACAGAGCUUUUUUAUUUAUUACAAUGUUUUACAAUUAUGACAUUCUGGGUGUAUGAAUUACAUCAUCCUAUGUGCAUUUCCAGUUUGUUUCUGAAUUGAUGGUUUUAUAAAUAUAAUUGACACGUGUACAGAUAACUGACAUGUCUGAAUAAAUGAGCAAAGACCAACAAGUGUUUUUAUCCCUCCUCUCCCCCUUCAUUGCUGCUUGACUUUGGCAAAAUGAAGCCGUGUCACUAAAAGAUAAAACUCUAUUGAAAUAAAAAUGACAUUUUGGCUCUGGUAAGUAAACACUUGUAUCACCUUUUUAUGAUUUAUAAAUAGAAACAAAAAUGUAGCCUGCAUUUGCUGCAUCCCACAGCACAGCAAAAUGAAGAAAUAUGGAAUUUUGGUCACAAACAUGGCAGCGUGAUCAUACGGUGACGUCACAUGAAACAGGUCAAUAACAGGCAUUACAUAGUGAAGCUUUAUAGGGCAGAAAAAAAGUUUGUCCAGCUUAUUUGUCAGUAUUAUCACUGAACUAAUACAAUUUAACUGUUGUGAUCAUAUAUACAAAGCUUGUUUAUUUGCACUAAACAUGUCUAAUGUCCACACAAUAUUUAACUUAAGUAAAUGCCUGAAUUGCACAUUCAUUCUCUAGUUUGUAAUGUCUCUUUUUGUAUUGCUUUAUUAAACGUCUACCCUUAUAUUUAACAAUA